GCCGCCGCCGCCGCCGUGUCCCCGCGCCUCCAAGAUGCCCGGGCAGUGGCGGGGAGGCUCCCGCGGCCCGCCGGUUCCCGACCACCUUCCCUGGUUUUUCAUGCUGAAUCAGGAUCGUGUUAACUAAAGAUGGAAACACUGGAGUCAGAAUUGACCUGCCCAAUCUGCCUGGAGUUAUUUGAGGAUCCCCUCCUGCUGCCCUGUGCCCACAGCCUCUGCUUCAGCUGUGCCCACCGCAUCCUGGUGUCCAGCUGCUCCUCCAGCGAGUCCAUUGAACCCAUCACCGCCUUCCAGUGCCCCACCUGCCGCUAUGUCAUCUCCCUCAACCACCGGGGCCUGGAGGGCCUCAAGAGAAAUGUGACCCUGCAGAACAUCAUCGACCGCUUCCAGAAGGCCUCCCUGAGCGGCCCCAACUCCCCCAGCGAGAGCCGCCGCGAGAGGACCUACCGCAACAGCCCUACCAUGUCCGUGGCCAGCGAGAGGAUCUCCUGCCAGUUCUGCGAGCAGGAUCCGCCCCGGGACGCUGUCAAGACCUGCAUCACCUGCGAGGUGUCCUACUGUGACCGCUGCCUGCGGGCCACCCACCCCAACAAGAAGCCCUUCACCAGCCACCGGCUGGUGGAGCCGGUGCCCGACGCGCACUUCCGUGGACUCACGUGCCUGGAGCACGAGAACGAGAAGGUGAACAUGUACUGUGUCGCUGAUGACCAGCUCAUCUGUGCCUUAUGUAAACUGGUGGGCCGCCACCGGGACCACCAAGUGGCAUCGCUCAGCGAUCGCUUCGAGAAGCUGAAGCAAACCCUGGAGACGAAUCUCACCAACCUGGUUAAACGCAACAGCGAACUGGAAAACCAGAUGGCCAAGCUGAUACAGAUCUGCCAGCAAGUGGAGGUGAACACAGCCAUGCAUGAGGCCAAGCUGAUGGAGGAGUGUGAUGAGCUGAUGGAGAUCAUCCGCCAGCGCAAGCAGGUCAUCGCUGUCAAGAUCAAGGAGACAAAGGUGAUGAAGCUGCGGAAGCUGGCUCAGCAGGUUGCCAACUGCCGGCAGUGCCUUGAGCGCUCCACGGUCCUCAUCAACCAGGCCGAGCACAUCCUGAAGGAGAACGACCACGCACGGUUCCUGCAGACUGCCAGGAACGUGGCUGAGAGGGUCGCCAUGGCAACUGCAUCCUCGCAAGUUCUGAUACCAGAUAUCAAUUUUAAUGAUGCCUUUGAAAACUUUGCUUUAGAUUUUUCCAGAGAGAAGAAGCUGCUGGAGGGGCUGGAUUAUCUAACGGCACCGAACCCGCCGUCGAUCCGCGAGGAGCUCUGCACGGCCUCGCACGACACCAUCACCGUGCACUGGAUCUCGGAGGACGAGUUCAGCGUCAGCUCCUACGAGCUCCAGUACACCAUCUUCACCGGCCAGGCCAACUUCAUCAGUCUCUACAACUCCAUGGACAGCUGGAUGAUCGUCCCGAACAUCAAGCAGAACCACUACACGGUGCACGGGCUCCAGAGCGGCACCCGCUACAUCUUCCUGGUGAAGGCCAUCAACCAGGCAGGCAGCAGGAACAGCGAGCCCGCCCGCCUCAAGACCAACAGUCAGCCGUUCAAGCUGGACCCCAAGAUGGCUCACAAGAAGCUGAAGAUCUCCAACGAUGGGCUGCAGAUGGAGAAGGAUGAGAGCUCCCUGAAGAAGAGCCACACGCCGGAGAGGUUCAGUGGGACGGGCUGCUAUGGGGCAGCCGGCAACGUCUUCAUCGACAGCGGCUGCCACUACUGGGAGGUCGUGGUGGGAUCCUCCACCUGGUACGCCAUCGGCGUGGCUUACAAGUCGGCCCCCAAAAACGAGUGGAUUGGGAAGAACUCCUCUUCCUGGGUUUUCUCCCGCUGCAACAACAACUUUGUGGUGCGGCACAACAACAAGGAGAUGCUGGUGGAGGUGCACCCGCAGAUGAAGCGCCUCGGCGUCCUCCUGGACUAUGACAACAACGCGCUCUCCUUCUACGACCCGGCCAACUCCCUCCACCUCCACACCUUCGAAGUCUCCUUCAUCCUGCCAGUGUGUCCCACCUUCACCAUCUGGAACAAAUCCCUGAUGAUCCUCUCGGGGCUGCCUGCCCCGGAUUUCAUUGAUUACCCCGAGCAGCAGGAGUGUAACUGCCGGCCCCAGGAGUCCCCAUACGUGUCAGGAAUGAAAGCCUGUCACUAGGCUGCCCAGGCCUGCCCGUGCCCCGCGGCGGCACUGGCCGUGCCGGUGGGUGCCAGUGGUCGGAGCUGCCGGCUGGGAGCCCCCUGGCAGCCGUGCUGGAGAGCCACUGUGCCACCCCAGCAACCGAGCGCCAUCCACAACCAGCUCCGUCUUGUUUUAAGGGAAAAGUGGAAGAACCUCGAACCGCAGCUGGAAAUAAACUGCUGGUGGUGAGCUCCAGUGUGCACGAGAGCAGCCGCAGCAGCACCUUGACGGUGGCUCCCAUCCCUUCCCGAGUGGAUUGUCACCCGUCUUCCUUCAGGGGCUGGAAAGGCUGGGGUGGGUUUUGGGCUGACCUGAGGUGCCGUGGUGGUCAGGGGACAGCUCGUGUGUCCUGCGAGGCACCGGUUGGGACAGGAGGGAUGGGUUCUGGAGCCUGCUGGCAGCUGGUCUGUGGAACUGGAGCCACUGAGCAGUGCUUUUCAGGGAGAUCUUUCCAUGUGGCUGAGGCUCAGUAGCUUCCCUGGUGGGGUGAAUAAUGCGUGGAGCCCUUGGGCUUGGUGAGCACUGACGUGGUGGAUGGAUGGUGGUUAUGUGGUGGGGGGUGAUGGUAGUGUGGCUAAUGGUCUGUGAGAGCAGAGGCAGCACUGAGGAUGGUCCCACUGCCUGUCCGUGCUGCAGCUGGCCUGUUCCCACAGCAUUUUCUGGGUUUACAGUCCCACAGUGGAGAGCCACAGAUCCCCACCCCACCACGUCUCCUCCUUUGAGAGCUCCCCAGUAGCCAAGGAGGCCUGGAUCCUUGAGGAGCUUCGGCCCCUGGCACGGAGGUUUGGCAGCUGCUCCUUCCCAACGCGGGGUCUGGACGGCGGUGCCCUUGCUCCAUUAGUGCCCUGUCUGGUGUCCCAGCAGAAACAAACUCAUCUUUCUGCUCUGAGCCCAUAGUAGAGUCCUACCUGAAGAUCAUCUCUAUGCUUUAUGACCCAAAUCUCAAUUUAUGACCCCAGAUCUUGGCUCCUGGUUUGUUCUCCACCAUGCCAGGGGAUUGGACUGGGUGAAUUUUAAAGGUCCCUUUCAGCCCAAACUAUUCCAUGAUUCUGUGGCAGUGGGAGCACAAAGCCAUCCUGUUUACUCUGUGGCAAAGGACUGGAGCCCCAAGGGCUCCAGACUCUGGUUACUGGGAGCUCUUUGGCUGCUGCCAGUGCACCCAGUAACCCCAAACAUCAAGUCCCCUGGCCAAGCUCCAUUUUCUAGAUUUAGUUAAGAGGCCAGGAGGAGCUGGGCCAGCACACAGUCCGUGUGUCACAGGAGGGGUCUGUGGCACACUUUGGGUCCGGUGAGUGGGAGGGUGGCCAGAACGUCGGAGGGGGACAAGGUCAGGCAUUGUGGUGUGACCCAAGGUGGCUGGUGCUUGAGCUUUGCUCCAUGGGAUUUGAAACCCCUUUUCCUUUUCUGGAUGUGGUGCCUCAGUGGGACUGGGGACCACUGAGCUGGGACCUCCCAGAUCUGCCAGCUGUUCCCUUCCUUUGGAGCUUGCUGAUAGGUAAGUUUGCCCCUGCUUGCCAAACCUGAUUUCCUUCCAUGACAGGGUGACCCUCCCCUAGUUGAUCUAGGAAAGCCAGUAGAUGGAAUCUAAAAGCAAAGCUUUUGAUACUGUCUCUCCCAGGACCCUUCUGGACAAACUGUCCAGCCCACAGCUGAAUAACUGUUAAACAGUGGGUGAGCAACUGGCUCAUGGGUCAGACACAGAGGGCACAAAGACAGUGACCGAGGUGACAUCAGGCUGGCAUCAGUCACUAGUGGGGUUCUGCAGGGCUCCAUCCUCGGCCUCGUUCUCUUCAACAUAUUAAUUAACAACUUGGAUGCAGGACUCAAAGGAAUACUAAGUAAGUUUGCUGAUGACACUAAAUUGGGAGGAGCUAUUGACUCCCUCGAGGGAAGAGACCUCAACAAAUCAGAGAGAUGGGCAAUCACCAACCAUAUGCAGUUUAACAAGGGCAAGUGCUGGAUUCUGCUCCUGGGGCAGGGCAACCCUGGUUGUGUGUAUAAACUGGGGAAUGAGAGGCUGGAGAGCAGCAUGGCAUCCCUCUGUGUCUCCAGGCUGCAGUUUUUGGGAAAGGGAGGCAGGCAGCACCUCAGGGAAGGAUCUGCUGCCUGCCCUGCUGAUCCAAGAGAGGUUUCUCUCUGAUCCAGGCUGCUUUCCAAGGGUGCCUGGCAGGGCCAGUGCGGGGGAUACAUCCCUCCCUCCUGAGCAGACGGAGCAGCUCUGUUUGCUUCUCCCAGCUCCAGGGCACAGGUGGGGUUGCAGUGGGAGUGCAUCUGCUGUCCUCACAGCCUGGCACACAACCCUGGUUCAUUCUGGGAGGUUGUCACCCUUUUCAGUUGGCUGUUUUUCAUGGGAAACUCAUGGAAGUCGCUUCCCCAUGUUCUGGUCCCAUCUGGGGCUGCUCAUACUGUGUCACUCAGAUGGAUGCCAAGCACUGGAGAUGGAUGUUGGCACUGGCAAUCUGGGUGUCGAGCUCCCUGCCAGCACCACUGGGACGGGCUCGUGGAGGACUCAGCACAUCUUCAACUCGGAGACCACGAGCCCUUAACGUGAUGUUUGCACCUGAUGAAAUUGCACUAAUUACAGGGACCCCCCACAGGCGUCUCAGACCCAGCCAGGUAGGAGGGUGGCGGGGGGAGCUGGAGGAGCCCUGCACCCCAAGCAGGCAGCUCCAGGGCUGGGGGCCUUCCCCAGUCACACACAUGGUCCUCUCCCGGUGCUGGAAGCAGAGCCUAUCCAAGUGUCACCAGGAACUGGAGAGCAGCAGCUCCAUCCCUGGGCCCUGCUCAGGAUGUGAUUCAGGGGCAGGACAUGGGGGUGGUCCGGGGUGCUGCUGCCAGCUCCUCUUCUGGUGGCACAGUUGUACAGAUUUGGGAUGUGUGAGCUCCUGGCUCCCCUCAGCCUCUCCCUCCACAUGUAACAUUCCUGCUUCGGUUUUAACUGGGGGGAGGGUUGCUCUUUCUGUUGUUUUUUUUCCCCUUUUUGUUUUUGGGCAACUUCUUUGUUAAUGUGUAUAUAUAUAUAUAUAUAAAAUAUAAUAUAAUA
This is a messenger RNA of Chiroxiphia lanceolata (lance-tailed manakin), 5260 nucleotides long. It is a transcript of the gene MID2, whose product is annotated as midline 2. The coding region runs from base 130 to 2193 and encodes 687 amino acids. NCBI's taxonomy places the organism in Eukaryota, Metazoa, Chordata, Aves, Passeriformes, Pipridae. Gene Ontology annotation, molecular function: protein binding; zinc ion binding. The transcript is spliced from 10 exons. The record is from RefSeq and is a predicted model, not a curated record.